AUGGCUCUGACUCCCACGGGUCUUGCCCUUUCACUUGUACUAGUGUCUAUCAUUUUCCUGGUACUCUCAUGGAUUACCACGCUUGCUCGCCUCUCUGUGAGGCGGAAGAUUAAAGGCAUUGGCCUGGAUGAUUGGCUCAUGGUUGCAGGUCUAUUGAUUUUCACAGUUCUUUGCGCCACGGCAAUCGUGGCUGCGUAUAACGGCGUGGGAACCCCGUCCCGAUACCUAGACGCCUACUAUACCGUGCAAGGUGGAAAAUGGCUCACAAUCGCCCAGCUAUGCUAUGUGCUCAGUACAGUCCCAAUCAAAGCUUCCAUCUGCUUUGCCCUAAUUCGAAUUACUACGAAUGCCGUCUACCGCUGGAUCUUGUACGGAGUUAUUGCUCUCGCAACCAUGGCCUGCAUAAUCACCGACGUCACGAUUCUCACCUGGUGCCAACCUGUCUCGGCGAACUGGGACCCGUCGGCAGGGAAAUGUGCUGAUCCAUCCGUCCUCACAAACGUGUCCUACUUCAUCUCUGCUGUGUCGAUCUUAACCGAUUGGACGUGUGCGGUGUUGCCAGCCUUGAUCCUAUGGGACGUCAAGUUACGGCUCGGUGUCAAACUGUCCCUGAUUGGUGUGCUUGCACUUGGAUUUGUUGCCUCUACCGCAACAAUCGUCCGCAUCAGAUAUCUGAUCGCCUUCAACAGCUCGGAAGAAUACCUGUUGAACGUAGCAAACGUGGCAAUAUGGUCAAUAAUCGAGUCGGGUACAGGGAUCAUCGCAGGCUCGCUAGCAUCGCUCAGGCCGUUACUGAAGUACAUACCGUUCCUGCGCGACUACUCGAGCGGCCGAACACCGCAUUCUGGAAAGACAGGCCAGCGUCCUGGAGAUUCCUACAAGAUGGACUCGAUGCGCUACACUCAUGCCGGGGCGCAGCAGACGACAUGCAAGGCUAGCGGUGAUAACAACUGGGACAGACUGUCUGACACCGAAAGCCAGAAGCAUAUUCUGAACGAUCAUAGCAUUCGCGUCACGAAGGAUAUCGUCUUAGAGAGUUAG
This is a messenger RNA of Neoarthrinium moseri, 1041 nucleotides long. RefSeq lists its product as uncharacterized. The transcript has 5 exons. Bases 1 to 1041 code for a protein of 346 amino acids. The record is from RefSeq and is a predicted model, not a curated record. NCBI's taxonomy places the organism in Eukaryota, Fungi, Ascomycota, Sordariomycetes, Amphisphaeriales, Apiosporaceae.